AUGUACGUGAGAAGAAACACGAAAGGAAAUGAUCCGGACAACAAUGGCCCGAACAAGAAGCGGAAGGAAGGGGUAGGUUCUGAGCAGCUCGACGUGAAAGAUGGUAGCCAACUGCAGCGAUACGUCCAGAUCCUCGGGACCGACUCGAGCGACUGCUGCCCAUCCAUCCUCGUCGUCACAGAGGCUUGCAGGAUCGUCUUCAAUGCCGGCGACGCACAGAGGCUCUGUUCCCAGUACCAAGUGCGGCUGAACAAGCUGGAGCACCUGUUCCUCACAGAGCUACAUGCUGACACGCUGGGAGGGCUGUUGGGGAUGUACCUGACGCUGUCUGACUCGGGAGUGAAGAAACUUUCUGUCCACGGGCCGAGGGGGGUUACGCAUUUCCUGAGAUCAGGUGGCAGGCCAGAAAGUGAGCUGGUUCCUGUUGAGAUCCCGUCGGGCGAUGUGCAACCUGUAGUCCUCGAUCAUGUCUCGAUCCUUCCUCUCCCGACAAGUGAGGUUGAGAAGAGCGAGAGGGUCGAGGGUGUGAAGGAAGAGAGUGACGGAGAGGGGGAAGAGGCUGAUGGCAAGAAGAAGAGGAACUUUGUCCCCUCCUCUACACUUGCAGUCAGCUACCUGUUGAGGUUCGCAGACGAAGCAGGAAGGAUGGAUGUCAACAAGGCACUCUCCCUGGGUGUACCCAAAGGUCCCCUCCUGGGACAGCUCAAGGCGGGAAAGUCUGUGACCUUGACCUGCGGGACGAUUGUUGAGCCGCAGGACUGUGUUGAAGACGCCGUAGAGGGCCCUCUGAUCGGCAUCUGGUUUUGUCCGGACGUCAGCUCCAUCACAAAGCUCGCAGAAAGGAUGAAAGUCGGCGAAGUACCUCCUCCUCCUCUCAAGAGCCCUCACACUAGCAAACCCAAGAAGAAGAAGCUUGCUCUUGUGAUUCACAUGUCUUCGAAUCAUAUCUUGUUACACGAGACCUACAAACAGCUUGUUGAAGAAUUCUGUGAGAACGAUGCAAAGCACGUGAUUCUCAACAGCCACACACAGAUUAUCUGUCAGCUCAACAAGGUUUCUCCAGUUUUCUUUCCUAUUCCAAAAGACAGUGAGAAGAAGGUCGAGCAGAGAAUGCAAGCUCUGGAUCAGAUCAAGAGAUGUGAUUGGAGUACCAGUGAUGUCAACAAAAAUCUCUGGCCAGCUUCCAUCAUGCUCAAGUUUGGCAUCAAACCGGCAAAGUACUCCGGGUUGUAUCACUAUGAUCCAUCAGUCCAACUCAAGAGCGUGUCCACUGAGAUUGAUGAUGAAAUAAUUUGCAAACAAACAACAGCUGCCACAAACAUUCCUCCGUCACUGCAAUCAAUAUCAAGGCAAUCUGCAGAAGUUUUGAUCCUUGGGACCGCUGCUUCACUCCCGGGGAAGUACAGAAACGUUAGCGCGAUCUUUGUAGAUCUGUUCGACAGGGGGGGGAUUUUGCUUGACUGCGGAGAAGGGACCUUGGGACAACUGGCUAGAUUUUAUGGAGAUGAGGAGCUGCGGGAAAUAAUCGCAAAGACGAAAUGCGUUUGGAUCAGCCACAUGCAUGCCGACCAUCAUCUUGGUGAGCUGCUUUAA
Guillardia theta CCMP2712 is the source of this 1593-nucleotide messenger RNA. RefSeq lists its product as hypothetical. NCBI's taxonomy places the organism in Eukaryota, Cryptophyceae, Pyrenomonadales, Geminigeraceae. The coding region runs from base 1 to 1593 and encodes 530 amino acids. The transcript has 19 exons. The record is from RefSeq and is a predicted model, not a curated record. Gene Ontology annotation, biological process: mitochondrial tRNA 3'-end processing. Gene Ontology annotation, molecular function: 3'-tRNA processing endoribonuclease activity. Gene Ontology annotation, cellular component: mitochondrion.